AUGUUGUGUUCUUUGAAUACUGACCGCGCCGCCCUGCCGCCACGCGCCCCUCGCCGCCACGCAUCUCUUGUCACGCCCCGUACGCCACGCGCAUCCUGCCACUGCGCCCCUGCCACGCGCCCCCUCUUGUCACCGCCCCCUGCCCGCCGCCUGCCCACUCUUGCCCUGCCCACCACCGCCCCCUCGCCCACUGCACCGCCCCCUGCCCACCACGCCACCCCCUGCCAAUGCACGCCCCCUGCCCGCCGCCCUGCCACUCACGCCCCCUGCCGCCACACGCCCCCUGCCGCCACGCGCCCCCCCUGCCUGCGCCGCCGCCCUGCCCGCCACGCCCCCACCUGCCAAUGCCGCCCCUGCCGCCCGCCCUGCCCACCACGCCCCCUGCCCACCACACGCCCCCCUGCCCUGCGCGGAUCACCGCGCAUCCUCUUUGCCGCCGCCGUCAUCUCUUUACUCUUCACCCGCCCCAUAUUUUAUAAUGCCCCCUCUCUGAGCGCGCCCCUGCCCAUCACGCCCCCCCCUCGCCACCACCGCGCCGCCUGCCCGCCACGCACGCCCACCAACCACACUCACGCCCUCUUGGUCGCCCGCCCGCCGCCCCCUGCCGCCGCGCGCAUCCUCUUCCUCUUCGUCGCCAUCUUUCUUGCGCCCCUGUGCCCCCUCUUCGCCGCGCGCCCCCUCUUGACCGCCUUCCUGCCGCCGCGCCCCUGUGACCACUUGCGCCCCUCUUAA
Molecule: messenger RNA, 732 nt
Organism: Homarus americanus (American lobster)
Lineage: Eukaryota; Metazoa; Arthropoda; Malacostraca; Decapoda; Nephropidae
Product: extensin-like
Exons: 1
Coding region: 1-732 (243 amino acids)
Source: RefSeq, a predicted model, not a curated record